This is a messenger RNA of Xenopus laevis (African clawed frog), 3404 nucleotides long. RefSeq names its product aromatic-L-amino-acid decarboxylase-like (gene ddc.S). The coding region runs from base 2723 to 3136 and encodes 137 amino acids. The transcript is spliced from 7 exons. NCBI's taxonomy places the organism in Eukaryota, Metazoa, Chordata, Amphibia, Anura, Pipidae. The record is from RefSeq and is a predicted model, not a curated record.
AGAAUUCUUUUUUUUCAAUUGUGUUUAUUAGUAUUUUCAAAUAAACAGCAUGAGCAAAAAGAACAAAAAUUUACAUUAAAUCCAGUUGAUGAAGAAAUUAAAUGAUGUAUUUGAACAAAAAUACUUAAUAAAAUAUAUUAAUAAGAAAUGGAAAUGAAAAUAAAUAAGAAUAAAAACAUCCUCUCCAUCAACCCAAUAAAAGAAAUAAUUAUAACAUAAGUGGAAAAGAUUAACACAUCACCCAUUAGGGCAGAAUUCUAUUGUUUCUACUUGUAUAUCUAUAGCUCUACAUGUGUCCUUGAACAAUUUUUCUUUGAAAAAACUUUUCCAGGAAAGAUUAAUUUUUACAUCUAUGGCCACCUUAAGGCUAAUGUAGUCUUAGUAGAAACAGAAACUGAUUCCUAUAUACAGAACCCUAUGGGUAACAAGUAAAGUAAUUACAUAUAAGUUGGUUAUUUCAUAUGACUUUGUACAGAAUAACUUUCCUACAGCCCUGUGCAGUAUGGCAGCUAAUGGGCCAACUGGAGGAGUGUGAUAAAAAUUGCAGAGAUAAAAGACACAGCAUAUAGUACUGCAAAAUACAGCACAAUGUAAUGCUGUCUAAUAUGGUAACUUAUAUGUUAGGGGGAGGGUAAUGGUUACAACUCAUUCCCAGUUACAUAACAUGACUUUCCUGGGCCUCUGCUGUCACAGGGUUUUAAAAGGCACAAAGGAAGACGGGCUUAAUGGGUCAUUUGACCUCUUUCCAUAGUAAAUGUUGAGUGCAGAAUAUUUGCCCCCAAAAAGUGGCCAGUAGCAAUGGCUAUAUGUUGAGCUUCUGAACUGCAAAUGGCGCUUAUUCCCUUUAUCCCUUUAUUGCAACUUGAAUUUCAAGUUGAUAACCGUGUGAAUAUUGGUUUAACAGAAUAUAGUUUAAAUUCAUGUGUAUGUAUAUUGCAUAUAUCUGAGCCAGUCCUCUGGUCUUUUGCCUUUCUUUACCACUGUGAUAAUACAGUAUGUGCCUUUAUGGACCAUUUCUACUUAACUGAGGUGGGAUUUGGGGGGAGGAAAUUUUUAUUUAUAGUGCACUGCUUUGGUACAUGCAAAUUCAUACAACAGGUCUGUUAUAUGAUUUAAAGGGUUACAAAAACAUUAGUUGGUACUGAGUACUUUGUAAAAAGCAACCUUUCAUCAAGUUUGCAGUUAUUUGUCAUUAAAAGAACAAACAUUAAAGGUUUGUUAGCUGCUCAACUAAUACUGUAGGCGCAAAAUUAGAUUCUUUGCUUUAGAUAACCGUAGAGUAGGUCAAAAAUACCAGUAACAUGGCUUGAAAGAAAAUGGGCUUUAAUGCUCAUAGAAUAUAGCAAUUUUUGAUGCAAACUUGAACGAUUGUGGAUAUAAUUACUUUAAUAUUGUUGGUUAUCUAGAAGUUAAAUCUGUGUCUAUUUAUGGAACACAUUUUUUCCGGAUUUAUGGAUAUAUGAUAUAGAGAUUAUUGGUUGGUCUUGUCAGUCCAACAGUUGCAGCUUCUUAUGGCCUAUUUAUUGCUGUGUGGGGUAGAAAUGAUGGAGGCCUCACUAAUAGUAAUAUGAUGUGAAUGUUAAUCUACACAUAAUGCAACAUGCUUAUAUUGCUCAUAGUAUUUUCUGUGUCAAUUAAUGCUUUGUUAAUGCAUAUAGGAAAUUCCACAACACUUCUUGCUGUGAUUAAAAGUAUGAACUUCAAGUCCAUUUUAGUUUUCAGCUUCUUCCAUUAAUUUGAUAACUUAUAAAAGUUCAUGUAUUGUUUCUAUUAUAAUAUUCCGUUACUUAAAGGAAAUGUAAACCUUUAAAAUAAAUCUAAAAUUGCUCAGAGAGUUAUUCUAAGCCCCCUUUUUUUGAUUGAGACUUUUUUUUCUUUUCUUUUUUUGGAAGAUCCCAAGAUAUAAAGAACAAAGUAUACUACUAACAGAAUUAAUUUUGCAACAGCUUUGCAGCCUGCUGGUAAGAUUUGUUACCCCAGUUGGUAGAAGAAAUGAGAAAAUUAUCUACAGUGUCUCAUAUCUUUCCUGCACAAAGCAGCAUCAGUUCUUUCUUUCUUUCUUUUUUUUUUUAAAUAGAUUACAUUUGGAAAACUGACCUGGUGGUUGUUGGUAUAAAAUUCAUUACACCUGUAUUAACAUUAUAGUAUUAACCUGAAAGGUCAUCUUCCAUUGACUCAAUUUUAUUAAAAUAAUCUGAUUAUUAGUAAUAAUACUUUAAAAAGUAUUUCAUUUUUCUCUGUAAUAAUAACAGUACAUUGUGCUUGAUCCAACCUAAUAUACAGUUGAUCCUUACAUGGGCGUCCACAGAGGGGGGCAAGAGGGGGCAGCGCCCCCCCCUGGGACUGUGCACAUAACACGGGCCGAUAUCCAUUAAUUUGCCCGCAGCGUGCAAAAAUCCCUCCCCCCUCUCAGCAUCCAGAGUUUCCUACCAAGGCGUCAUGAUUGGGGGGCGGCACCUACAGUGCUUCACUGUAGACUCUGUGAAGUUUGUUCUAAACUCCGCCCUCCCCGUGACUGGAGUUUAGUGUAGUGCGGGGAGGGGGAGGGAGAGGGAGCCGGUAAACAAACUGAAAGCAUGGCUCCAGGCAUUCCCCUUCAACACUGCUGCCUAACCUGGUCUGGAUUUCCUGCAUGAUCUCAUGAACUGUGACCCACUGGCACAGUCCUUACUUUUUUGCCUACUUUCCCACUGGAAACUCAUAUCCAGCUCUACUUGCUGAUAUGUUAUGCAGAGCAAUUGGCUGCAUUGGCUUUUCUUGGGGCACUGCCAGUGAGGCAACUUUAAUGGCACUACUUGCUGCCAGAACAAAGGUAACAAGAAGACUACAAGCAGAAAAUCCUAAAUUAAGUGAGGCAGAGAUUAUACGUCGUUUGGUGGCAUACUCUUCAGACCAGUUCUGUGCAACUCUUGGGACAACUAAUUCUUGCGCAUUUGAUAACCUAAUGGAACUGGGAUCUGUCUGUAAUGCUGAAAAUAUAUGGAUGCAUAUUGAUGCGGCUUAUGCCGGAAGUGCCUUUAUCUGCCCAGAAUUCAGAUAUCUCAUGGACGGUGUGGAGUUUGCAGAUUCAUUCAAUUUCAAUCCACACAAGUGGCUCCUGGUAAACUUUGACUGCUCUGCUUUCUGUGAGAUGUGAACAGGGAUCCUCUAGACGGGAGAGGCCAGCUCCCACCGGACAACAUCCACAUGCAGAUCCUACAAUGUGCAAGCUAUGCUUGGAAAUCGAGGUGGAUCGAAAUCCCAGUGCUAUUGCUUCCCCAGGAGCGACAGGCCAAAUCAGGAAACACAUCCCAUCUCCAAAUACAUCACUAAAGUCAAGGUUAUCUAAGUCUGCAAUAGCAGCUCGUAUUUAGCUGAAUGUUUAAACUGUACCCAAUAAAACCAUUUCUGAGUAUAUUUCUCAA